CUCGCGGCCGCCGCACGUCCCGCUCCCGCCCGCCGCUCGCUAAUUCCACGGUGAAUCCAGUGUUUUAGUGUCAUGUGAUAGUGCAGUGUUAACAAUGGAGUCCACGCCGAUCUGCCGGUGCCGUGUGCUGUACCUCGGCUCGGCGGUCCCGCAGCAGAGCAAGGACGGCCUGCAAGGCAUCCAGGAGCCUCUGCGCGAACUGUAUCCGGAAAAGGGAGCGACAACCGGCGGCAUAGACUCGUGGCUUUCGGUGUGGUCGAAUGGAAUUCUGUUAGAGAACGUGGACGAGAGCGGCUCGCGAGUCUCGAGGUUUUUUCCCAUAUCGAGCCUCCAUUAUUGCGCAGCCGUGAGACGUGUCAGUGUCGAGGGUGCGCCGAGAUUUUUGCCUUUGGACUCUCCGUUCGCCAGAGCGCCCGCGGCACGGCGGCCUCCUUUAUUCGCGGCGGUUCUGCGUCGCACUCAAGGUAUUAAAGUUCUCGAAUGUCACGCGUUUAUAUGCAGACGUGAAGCGGCAGCCAAUGCGCUGGUUCGAUGCUGUUUCCACGCAUAUGCGGAUAGCUCAUAUGCCAAGCGCCUGGAAGCCGAGCGAUCGCCAUCGCAGCUGGCGCCGGAACAGGACGAGGAAGUCGAAGUGUUCGACGGCGACGAGAACCACAAAGUUUGGAUAGGAGAAGUGGAGAGGGAUGACGCCAGCGACGAAAUCCCCCAUCCAGCCAGAGCGCCUCGACCGCGGCAGAUAACGCGACCUGCAUCCGUGCCUCCCCCGCCACCGCCUCCCGAAGAGCCCAAAAAGAAAUCCACAACGAAAAAGUCUAAGAAAAAAUCGUCAGCAUCAGCGGACGAAUUGUACGCCACGAUGCCGGGCCCUGCGCCGCACAUGAACGGGCGGUCUUUGGGGCGAGCUCCGCCGGCUUGGGCGGCCGCACAUCCCAUGGUAUUGGUGGCUCAUCCGGCAGCGACGUUACCGCACGCCCGGCCGGCGACGCUGGGCCACAGAGGCCGCGUCCCGGCCGCGCUGGCUCCAGGGCCUUACGCUGCGCUCCCUCCGCCGGGAAGGGGUAGAAUACAGUACGCAACCGUCGACCCUAGACGCUCGAAACCGCCGCCGCCACCGGCUCUCAAAGCUGCUCAAAGCAUGACCGGUUUGGAAGCUGUAGAAGACGCUGGUGGUAUAUAUAGGAAGAAGGGACACUUAAACGAGCGUGCUUUUUCAUACAGUAUUAGACAAGAGCACAGAAGUCGAUCACAUGGAUCUCUAGCUAACUUAAAGUUCGCUGCUCCACCUGAGGUGGAGACAGGUCGUGAAGAGCUGAAAAAGGAGCGAGAGAUCAUGCAACUGGUGGCCGGGCUGCAGCUGAAUUCAGACGAGAUCGAGCGGCGCGAGCUGCCUCCGCACAUGAUGAGGGGCAGGCAUGCGCCUAGAUAACAUCAUGCCACAUUCGUCGGCAGUGCCAUCACAACCAAAAGCAGUAAAAUCUCAAAUCGCGUGCGCCUUCCGAAUGCUGUUAAUGACAGAAUGGUCAUAUAACACGAACUAAUUUAUUCUUAUAAAGUGAUUCGAUAUACCGUGGCAAUCGAAAGUAGAUUAACCAUUUUAAUCGAUUCCAAUAUCUAGGCAAAUCGAUUAAACGACACCAAUUUUUACAUGAACAUGUUUAAAUCUAUGUUAGUUUAAUAUACCUUAGAAACGAAUAUAUUAAAUGUAAACAGUAUAAAUGUGUAGAUUAAGCGUAGUUUAUUUUUGUAGAACAUUUUUUACCAAAUGCAACAGUUGGAGAUCUUUUGGUUGUAAAGUUUUAUAGAUCUUUGAUUAUUUACAUGUCUAAAUGGAUUUUAAAGUGGAAUAUUUAUGAGCCAAGUGUUGGCUGAUCCAAUCCACUGAGAGAAAAAGACGUGACACAAGCAGCUGUCACUCUGUAGUCACGCAUAGAGGAAUUUAAGUAAGGUCUUUACGCAGUGGUGCGUGACACUAACCAGUCAGUAAAUAAUCAAAGGUUUCAAUAAAUAAAUGCGGGAGAUUAUUUAUAAGUUAAUAAGAUGUAAUGUUGGUUGUAUAGUCAAUAUGUUGCAAAUUUGUUAUAUGUAUUCUUCGAACACUACUAACUUUUCCUUAAUUUUCACUUUUUAAUUUAAACAUUAACCUUUAGGCUGGUUGCAGAGCUUGACCGACCAUCAGUGCGUAGGUACGUCAGUCGCGCUUGUCAUAUGUAUGGAAAUUCAUAAAACCUUUCAUAGCUAG
Colias croceus (clouded yellow) is the source of this 2239-nucleotide messenger RNA. RefSeq lists its product as uncharacterized. The record is from RefSeq and is a predicted model, not a curated record. The transcript has 3 exons. NCBI's taxonomy places the organism in Eukaryota, Metazoa, Arthropoda, Insecta, Lepidoptera, Pieridae. Bases 95 to 1426 code for a protein of 443 amino acids.